AUGGGCAGAGUAAGACUGUUCGCAAGACUUCUGCGAAAGGCGUAUAUUUUCCGAGAGCUGCGGUGUUUCUCGGCGUACAACCGACAGAGCAUCUUGUACAUUUCCGAAGAGCAGUGUCGGUCUUCACUGACGCUCACUCGUUCCGUAGGCGAGCAGCUGACCGUUCGGCAUGUUCGCGGUCUGUCGUCCGGCAGUGGCGCCGGCAAAGAUGGCCGUGGUCCUUCGGAUACCGGCGAAAAAGGCUGCAACACAUCCGACGGCGAUGGUGGCCUCUCCAGCGGUGGCGGCAGUGGUCGCGGAAGUGGUCGCGGUGGCAGCGAUGGGGAAGAUGGCGGUGAUUCGUACGUUCUGAAGUGCCCGAAAUGCGGGGACCCGUGCACCCACGUCGAAACGUUUGUUUCUUCGACGCGAUUCGUCAAGUGCGAACGGUGCCAUCACUUUUUCGUUGUUUUGUCUGAAACGGAUACCCGGAAAAGCGGUGUGGUCGCUAAGACGCAGCUGAAGACACUUCCUUCGCCGAAAAAGAUAUAUGAAUAUCUGGACAAGUACGUCGUUGGUCAGCAGUUGGCUAAGAAGAUCCUGUCGGUCGCUAUAUAUAACCAUUACAAACGGAUCAGCCAUAACCCGAAGCCGUCGACAGUACAGAAGGCGGAUCCGGUUGUGUCAGACUCGCCGCGCGCCUACAACUCGGUCACGUCACGUGACGUGUUUUUUGCCGGUAUCCCUGGUUUUCCCAAUUCGAUAGGCUCCAGCAUCGGUGGCGGAGGUCCGGGCGCAGAUGGAGCGCCAAACUCGGUGCCGAAGAAGAACAUCACGGAUGUGGUCAACUCGGACAGCGACGAACUGAAGCUGGACAAAUCGAAUCUGCUACUUUUGGGUCCAACAGGAUGCGGUACGUAUCUUUUUUGUGGGCUCAAUUUAAAGUUAGAUUUUGCUUGAAU
Soboliphyme baturini is the source of this 941-nucleotide messenger RNA. The record is from the annotation of a GenBank genome assembly. Lineage: Eukaryota; Metazoa; Nematoda; Enoplea; Dioctophymatida; Soboliphymatidae.